GUUGUUUAUCACAACUUUGCCUCAGUAAGGCCUGAGUUUCUUUCGAACAGGAGCUCUGCUUCCCAUGACGCAGGCUGAAGUGUCAAUUGGGAUAUUUCUGGUAAAACUGAAAGCAAAGCAGGGUGCCAGCCCCUGGGGGACUGUGGGUGGAGUAGGGGGGGGAGCUUGGGUGCCAUACACAAGUGACAGAUGGAUAGACCUUCCAUCUGAAAGAAAGGAGGAGACACGUGAGCAAAUCACCCUCAAACCUACGACUGCCUCUGAAGAGUCGUGAGGCGGAAAAGACAGACAAGCCAAAGGGAAGAUCAGAAAGGCGAGAAGGGCACAGACUGUGACACACUGGCCACUUCACCAGCUACUCACCCAAACCAGAAGCAAAAUGUCCCUGAAAUUGCCAAGGAACUGGGAUUUCAACCUGAAAGCAGAGGCUGCAAAAAUAGCUCGGUCAAGAAGCGUGAUGACCGGGGAGCCGAUGGCGGCCUUUCACCCACCAUCCACCCCCAAUCCUCUGGAAAGGCCCAUCAAGAUGGGCUGGCUGAAGAAGCAGCGGUCCAUCGUGAAAAACUGGCAGAAUCGAUACUUCGUGCUGAGGGCUCAGCAGCUCUACUACUACAAGGACGAAGAGGACUCAAAGCCACAGGGCUGCAUGUAUCUGCCAGGAAGUACAAUCAAGGAGAUAGCCACAAACCCCGAAGAGGCUGGGAAGUUCGUGUUUGAAGUUAUUCCAGCCUCAUGGGACCAGAACCGAAUAGGAGGACAGGAUUCUUAUGUCCUCAUGGCCAGCUCCCAGACAGAGAUGGAGGAGUGGGUUAAGUUCCUCAAGCGAGUCGCUGGCACACCUUCUGGAGCGGUGUUUGGGCAGUGCCUGGCUGAGACUGUGACCUACGAACAGAAGUUCGGCCACCACCUGGUGCCCAUCCUGGUGGAGAAGUGCACAGAGUUCAUACUGGAGCAUGGCGUGAGUGAAGAAGGCAUCUUCCGCCUGCCUGGUCAGGACAACCUGGUGAAGCAGCUGAGAGAUGCUUUUGAUGCUGGGGAACGGCCCUCCUUCGAUAGAGACACAGAUGUACACACGGUGGCCUCUCUGUUAAAGCUUUACCUCCGAGAUCUCCCAGAGCCAGUGGUUCCUUGGAGCCAGUAUGAAGGUUUCCUGCUCUGCGGGCAGCUCAUGAAUGCUGAUGAGGCAAAGGCUCAGCAGGAGUUGAUAAAGCAGCUCUCUAUCCUUCCUCGUGACAACUAUAAUCUCCUGAGCUACAUCUGCAGGUUUCUGCAUGAAAUCCAAUUGAAUUGCGCUGUCAACAAGAUGAGUGUGGACAACCUGGCCACCGUGAUUGGGGUGAAUCUCAUCAGGUCCAAGGUUGAAGACCCUGCUGUGAUCAUGAGAGGGACUCCUCAGAUUCAAAGAGUGAUGACCAUGAUGAUCAGAGACCACGAGGUCCUCUUUCCUAAAUCCAAGGAUGCACCACUGUCGCCCCCUGUCCAGAAAAACGACCCCAAGAAACCCCCAGUACCCCGAAGCUCUGUGGGCUGGGAUGCCACUGAAGACCCUCCACUUUCCAGGACAGACAGCUUCAGUAACACGGCAAGUGACUCUGAUGCCACCAGCCCCACUGGACGACAGCCAGGCAACCAGCAUCAAGAGGACGAUGACCAAGUCCCCAGGGAAAAGCCAGGAGACUGGAAGGUGCAAUCUCGAAAGAGGACUCAGACACUCCCCAACCGGAAGUGCUUCUUGGCAUCAGCAUUCCAAGGCACCAACAGCAGCAAACUGGAAAUCUUUAAAAAUGAGUUCUGGUCUCCAUCUUCAGAAGCUAAAGCAGGGGAGGGGCACAGGAGAACUAUGUCUCAAGACCUUCGUCACCUUUCCAACGACCAGCGGACUUCUACCUAUGAUAACGUCCCUGCCCCACCAGGGUCCCCAGGGACCCCAGCAGGUGCACUCUCUCCCCCUGCCUGUGACUCCAAGAGAGAUGUUCUUGUCAGUACAAACUCUGAAAUGGGGCCUGGAAGAAAGGACUCUGGAGAAGAGGAGAUUGAUUCUUUGCAGAGGGUGGUCCAGCAGCUGAGGACAGAAAUAGAAACUCAGAAGCAGAUGUAUGAGGAACAGAUUAAAAACCUUGAGAAGGAAAAUUACGAUGUCUGGGCUAAGGUGGUAAGACUCAAUGAGGAACUGGAGAAAGAAAGGAAGAAGUUUGCAGCUCUGGAGAUCAGCCUUCGCAACGUGGAGCGCUCCCGGGAGGAUGUUGAGAGGAGGAACAAGGUUUUGGAAGAAGAAGUCAAGGAAUUUGUGAAAUCGAUGAAGGAACCCAAGACAAAGACCAAUGCUUGAGGGCCUGAGGUGUGUGGCAGGGACAGCCAACUCUGUCCCUUUUCUCGAUAUACCAAUUCCUGGGAAGCAAGAUCACCCCUAAGAUGGAUAGGACAUCUGAGGGAAGAGUCAUAACAUCAGCAAAUAAAUGGAGUUUGCAAGAGGAUGUGGGUGAGCAGGGACACACCAGCACACUCAAACAGACUGUGUUAUUCUACCGUAGGAAGAGUGAACUGGACCCCUCCCUGGUGCAUGACCACGUCAAAGGGAGACGUGUGAGGUGGGUGCAACAUCUCAGGACCCAGGAAGAAGGCUGGCCCCAACCCAGGGCAGGGUCAAAGCCUCAGUUCUUGGUUUUCUGUGUGGAUAGCUCACCUGGUCAGAUGGCUCCAGCCAGCUCUGAGACAUGAGCAGAACACGAUACUUGGUUCUCAGGUGCCGACCCAGAGAGGGCUGUGUGGGGAGGCUGACGUGCUGGAGAAUCCAUACAGUAAAGUGUAUUUAUGGGAGCAAAACUGGUGGGAAAGCUGUAUUGAAGUAAAGUAAAAAAGAAAACAAGAAAUGAGUCAUGCCAAUCCAAGCACGUUAAAGAAUUAGUAAAAGACAUCACUCCCUUGAAGCAGGCAAGUCCCUCUCAUGGCGCAGGGCUGUGUGAGCAGGGCUUGUGCUAGAGUCCAUCCUGGGUUACCUUUUGGUGGCUGCAACUGUGUCUGGAAAGCCUAAGAGUGAAGGUUUUUAGCUAUGGAUUGACGUCGGGUGUGUUGUAGAUAUUGAACAGUCCAGAUAAGACUGUUUUUCUGUUUCAACAAAUGCACAUUAUUUUUUUAAAACGUGGUAUCAGGCACUAUUUUCUGUUUGUUGUCUCCCUGCCUUCCUUAGUCUAUGACUUACUGCUCAAAACGUGAAAGGUACAGAUAAGAGGACUAGAGAAAUAGCUCAGUCAGUGGUAAAAGCACCUGCCACCAAGCCUGAUAUGACCUGAGUUUUA
Nannospalax galili (Upper Galilee mountains blind mole rat) is the source of this 3296-nucleotide messenger RNA. RefSeq names its product Rho GTPase activating protein 25 (gene Arhgap25). Gene Ontology annotation, biological process: signal transduction; phagocytosis, engulfment; negative regulation of small GTPase mediated signal transduction. The transcript has 11 exons. The record is from RefSeq and is a predicted model, not a curated record. Gene Ontology annotation, molecular function: GTPase activator activity. Bases 380 to 2329 code for a protein of 649 amino acids. Gene Ontology annotation, cellular component: phagocytic cup. Lineage: Eukaryota; Metazoa; Chordata; Mammalia; Rodentia; Spalacidae.